AUGUCAAACCUUACGAAAUUAGAGUUCACGACUCUUGACAUCACUAGAAAGAAUUACUUUUCAUGGAUUCUAGAUGCUGAAAUUCAUUUUGCCAUUAAUGGUCUUGGAAAUACUAUCAAAAAUGAAAACACUGCGUCCGACCAAGAUAAGGCCAAAGAAAUGAUUUUCCUUCAUCGUCUUAUUCACGAAGGUUUAAAAAUUGAGUAUCUCAUUGGGAAAGAUCCAUUGGUCCUAUGGAACAAUUUGAAUGAAAGGUACGAUCAUUUAAAAACUAUCAUUCUUCCAAAAGCUCAAUUUGAAUGGUUGCAUUUGCGCAUACAAGACUUUAAAUCAGUGAGUGAACAUAAUUCUGCUUUAUUUCGGAUUACUUCUCAACUCAAACUACGUGGAGAAACUAUUACUAACAGAGAAAUGUUAGAGAAAACAUUCUCCACAUUUCAUGAAUGUGCUCCUACAACAGCAAUAUCGUGCAAAAGAGGACAACAUCGUAGUCGUGGUCGUGGUCGUGGUCAUUUUUCAGGCCAUGCCCGCGAAAAUAGUCAUGGACGUGGUGGUGGUGGUCGACACAAUAUCCGCAACGAUGAUAAAAAGAAUCAAAUUAAUAAGACCGUGGAAAACAAAUGCUAUCAUUGUGGCAUGAAAGGUCACUAG
Impatiens glandulifera is the source of this 651-nucleotide messenger RNA. RefSeq lists its product as uncharacterized. Lineage: Eukaryota; Viridiplantae; Streptophyta; Magnoliopsida; Ericales; Balsaminaceae. The coding region runs from base 1 to 651 and encodes 216 amino acids. The record is from RefSeq and is a predicted model, not a curated record. The transcript has 2 exons.